GGUCAAUCGAAUCGAUAAUCUCAUUGUUUUAAUUCAAACAAACAUACCAAAAUGUUUAAGGAACUAGCUAUUUUACUUUGUCUAACAAGAUUCGCAUACUUGGCACCUUCUCCUUACCAGUAUAAUGCUUUUACAACUGUAUCAUCAACGCCACCACCUGGUUAUGUUAUAAAGCAAAAUCUCAAUGGGGACUCAGCCAAAUUCAACAUUGGUUAUAAGAUAGAUCCUCCCAGCAACAAAGUGAAAAAAGAAUACAGCAAUAGCGAAUACCUAUUCCCACCUGACAGCAGCAAACGUCCUCAAACAUUCACUCCAGAUUUCAGCUAUGAAGAUUACUCAUCGACUCCAGGCACGAGCCUGCUAUCAUUUCCAUACCCUGGUCAACUGAAACCCAGCUCUCUACCAGCGAAUUUCCUCUCAACACCCAAGCAAUUUCCACCCACUGCCUCUAGUAAAAUUUUUGUCCACGGACAUCAUGACAAACCUCAUGUAAUCCACGAUCUUGUCGGUCAUGUUAUCACAGAUGUAGCUGGACAUAAGCUCAAACAUUAUGGUGAAGCGCUGGAGAGCGGUGCCCUGACUGAACCUAUCAUUCACAAGUUAUCAUUUGCCAAAGCUGCGUUACUCCAGUUACUCGCCAUCAUAGGUCCACUCUCAGCCAUCAAAACGAUCCAUGUGGUAGCCAAAGCUUCUGAUCCGCAUCACCACGAACCUGAACAUUUUGAAGGUGUUCCUCCUCCAGGAGCUUUUAGUGAACACAUUGAUCCAUUCCCUCCAGCACCCCAUCCGCAUUACUCGUCUACUUUGUCCGGUAUUCUUUUCAAUUUUAUAGCUCAAUUGUCAAAAUUCAAUACUGAAGCUAAAUUACACUUGAUUCCUAAUCUGUUGAAAAUCAUCAGCUCUUCAUCUUCGUCAUCAGCUCACGCUUCAGCUCAUCAUUAACCGUUCUAAUUCACUGGUGUAACUUCUUAUACCAAUUUCUUCUUAUCCACCUUUACAUCUUUAUCAUUUUCAAUCACUCAACAUCUCAGAGAUAAUUUAAUGUAAUUCUAGUCUUCGUACAUAUCACAAUCACAAGAAACAUUAUGAGAUGCAUAAGUAUUCAUUGUUGUUGUUAUUUUAUUUUGGAUUUUAUUUUUCCACUUUCUUUUUGUACAUUGAUUCUCUUCUUCUCUAAAUUAUUCAUUAUGCCAUCUGUAAUGGAAAAUGCCAUCAUUUUGAUUGUGAAUUAUAUGAAAAAUCACGAGGGUUGAAAAUCAAACGAUUUUUAUUUAUGUUCUUGCCUGCUUGUUUUUUUUUCUUCACCAAGAAUGUGCAAAAAAGAUUUUCCUUUUUUUCUUUUCACAAAUUAUGCUACUCAAUUAUUAUUUUGAACAGGUAGAUAUUUUUUGAUGAAAUUUGGAGGCAACAUUCUUCAGACCUUUGAGAAGGCCUUGUGAUAGUUUAUCUUGGAUUUGGUCUCGGUAUUGAUAAAUUACAGCACUAUCUGUAAAGUGAGUUUUUAAACAAAUUUCGUUUGGGAUGGUAUUUUUGAAAACUCACUUUACAGAUAGUGCUGUAAUUUAUCAACACCGAGACCAAAUCCAAGAUAAACCAUCACAAGGUCUUCUCAAAGGUCUGAAGAAUAUUGUCUCCAAAUUUCAUCAAAAAAAUAUUGACUGGUUCAAAAUAUAGAACGAAAUUACACUUACCUACUUAUUGACUGCCCCUCCUAAUUACACUUUAAUUUUUUAUGCUAAUAUUUUCACUUUUUGUUAACUAAUACUUGAUGUAUUGAAAUUAAGAAUACGAUGUGAUACAUUUUUCAAAUAAAUUUCUACUUGUACUAGU
Planococcus citri (citrus mealybug) is the source of this 1830-nucleotide messenger RNA. RefSeq lists its product as uncharacterized. The record is from RefSeq and is a predicted model, not a curated record. The coding region runs from base 52 to 942 and encodes 296 amino acids. The transcript has 2 exons. NCBI's taxonomy places the organism in Eukaryota, Metazoa, Arthropoda, Insecta, Hemiptera, Pseudococcidae.